AUGGACUCGUUUGACAGUACAAUUGCCUCUCCCACAAAAGCGCGUCAGGCUGCGAUCCAAGCCAAAGACUGGGCAUAUGUUAAUUCCUGGCUCACCCGUCAAUACGCACCAAAGCCGAUACCCCAAUUCGAGCGCAACGAGGAUACACUUCGAGUUCUCCUGACAUUAGCCGCUGCCAAUGAUGCCGCAGACGAAGAAUCAGCCAUAAAGCACCGAGCACGAGAGGAUGCUAUUAAAGCUUUCAAGGCGCAGGAAGAAGCCGAGCGCAAAGACCCGCAUGAGCGACAAAAGAACGAGCUUCUAGACGAAGUAGAGAUGUGCCUAGAUGACAAAGGACGGCGUGAUCUCGAUGAUUUGGCCGAGUCGGCACUUGAACUGGGCAACACACUAAAUCCCGAGCCGGAAGACUUGAGUCAAUCGAUCGUGGAGCUGACGGUGGAGGAGUUCGAUAUGCAAACCCAAAUGCAUAAAGUGGAGACGCUGCAUCAGUAUCUGCAGAAGGAGCUUUCGCGACUGCGGGAAGAUCUGGAGAAUUUGAAGUCGGAUAAAGCAUUUGACGUACCGCCUAAUACACAAUCUUUGACCUCGGAAUGGAUACGAGGCACGAAGACGCUGUCUACAAAAGUCGGAGAGUAUCAGGAUCGCAUUACUUCGUUAGAGAGGAGUCAGCCGCAAGGUCCUACAAUUGAGCAGCUGAUUACGGAGGAAGAAGGGAUAAUUCGGUUCCGGGAGAUUGUCAAGUCACUUGAAGGUCGGGUGAAGGCGUUCCACGAUUUGCCUACUGAUGUUGUAGGAGCCCGGGCGAAGUAUAAGGAAUUAGAGCGAGAACUGGGGCAACUCACCCGGCAGAGAGAUGCAAUGUUGGCAACCUGA
Penicillium angulare is the source of this 873-nucleotide messenger RNA. RefSeq lists its product as uncharacterized. Gene Ontology annotation, cellular component: HAUS complex; cytosol. Lineage: Eukaryota; Fungi; Ascomycota; Eurotiomycetes; Eurotiales; Aspergillaceae. Bases 1 to 873 code for a protein of 290 amino acids. The record is from RefSeq and is a predicted model, not a curated record. Gene Ontology annotation, biological process: spindle assembly. The transcript has a single exon.